Molecule: messenger RNA, 1702 nt
Organism: Nematostella vectensis (starlet sea anemone)
Lineage: Eukaryota; Metazoa; Cnidaria; Anthozoa; Actiniaria; Edwardsiidae
Exons: 6
Coding region: 143-1081 (312 amino acids)
Source: RefSeq, a predicted model, not a curated record
UGUUUCGUAUGCGACGCGCGUUUUGUAUCUGUUUUGGCGCGAAAAAAGAAAACAAAAUUUGGAAAAUUUGCAGAAAUUUACGCCGAAACAAAUGUAGCAGCGUUUUGUACGCGAAAAAGGUUUCUAUAAAAAAAUCACUGAAAUGAGUACCUUUAUCAAACCCAAAGUUAACCUCACAACCCUCAUCAAAAACGGUAAAAAAGUGCCGAUUAUAAACUACAAGAAUGAUGUCGAUGAAGUGAAAAAUGAAAAACGAAAUGACGACCCGGGAAUAACCGUUGUACCGUUUGCGAGAACGUCUCAAACUGUUCGCCGAGGCGAAGAUGAAAUUGAGGCGGAAAGUCAUCGAAAAGAAAACACACCAGAACAUGGGAGGGCGAAACGAAGGCUUGAAUUUCCAUGGGAUGUUGGCAGUGAGCUGGAGAAAGAAAACAAAGAAAUCACUGACGCAGAUGAGCUUUGUUUAGGAGCGGGCAUUAAAAUGGUUAAGGGAAGAGCAGCAACGCGAGAAAACACACUAAAGCGUGCAUCUGAUAUUUCCAUCUCGUUCAAAGAAGAGCUACCACACCCGUCAAAACUGAAGAAAAAGAAGCGAAAUAUUCAACACAAUACACAAAGGCAAAAAAAGGGGACCGAUGUGUACGCCCAUGUGGCCCAGCUCAGGCGAAAGAAAGCAGAAUUUAACUGGCUUCCAACAGCAUGCCAGUCAACAGACAAUGGGCUGUCACAACCAGAACUCAGCGAUAUCCCAGAGCGAAGCUUACAAAGAGUGCCAGGGUCACCUGUGAUUGGUCAGCACAAUUGGCUCCAUGGCCAGGGAUUUUACAGUGAUUCACCUGGAAUGAGCAGUCUCUUAACAGAUGACAGGCAGUUCAAAAUGUCACAUGACCUCCUGCUUGGAGCUCAACAGGUCUCUGCUCUUCAUGAUGAGGGCCAGGAGAUGCUUAAACGCAUGAUCCCCCCUGAACUCCCCUUUGAACAAUCAUUUGUUGCUGAUAACCUAACAGAUCAUUGGAGGCUGCCAUCACCAUCAUUUCCAGGAUGUGGGCUCCCUGCGUUUGACCAGCACAAGGAAGAGUAAUGCUCAAAUGAAUUAAUCCAGAAUUUCAGUAAUGUACUUUGCAUGUUAUUUAAAAAUAUUAAUUGUAAGAGCUGUAAAUGCUCAGGCCCAUGUAAAUAUUUGGAAUUUUAAAAAAAGCUCAAGUUUCGCACCAAUUAAUUGUUAGAUUGGGUAGGGAUUCUAAAUAAUGGUAACUUGCCAUAGUACAUAAACGCAGCGUUUAUUAUGCACUUUCAAUUUGACAAUAACAUAAGAAAUUGGUAGAUUAACGAUAAUAAUCAUGGCUCCUAUUUUUUUUUUUUCAAUUCCUUAAAAUAGUUUCUAAACAUUUGGGAUUUUAAACUAUUUCCAGGCAGUGACGCAGUAAUAUCCAUUUUGCUUCAUCUUCAAUUCUUACUCAUCCUCAAUUCUUAUUACGUUUUUUUUCCAGGUGAGCUUCAGAGUAACCUACACUUAACCUAAUGCUACAGUAUUUUCAUGAUCAUGGUACUAAUUUAUUUUUUAUCUUUGACAAAAAUACUUGCACUUUAUUUAAAAUUGCUAUGCAGUCCAGAUAUGCUACAAGUCAUAAAUUAAUAAUAAUGAAGAUAAGAGUAAUACGUGUAAUAUGUGCAAUUCGAUCAAUAGAUUUUCUUUCAAUAA